Molecule: messenger RNA, 987 nt
Organism: Lathyrus oleraceus (garden pea)
Lineage: Eukaryota; Viridiplantae; Streptophyta; Magnoliopsida; Fabales; Fabaceae
Source: RefSeq, a predicted model, not a curated record
AGUCCAUUUUAAAUUCUCUUCAUUUUCUCUCUCUUUCUCUUUUAUUUUGAGAUUUUAUAUUAUCCAGAAUCGUUAUCAGAAGCAGAAGCAAAAAAGAACAAGAGGUUACAUACAACAACAACAAUGGUAGCUAUGGCUAUGGCUUCUCUUCAGAGUUCCAUGUCCUCACUCUCCCUCUCCUCCAACUCUUUCUUAGGCCAACCUCUCUCUCCCAUCACUCUCUCCCCUUUUCUUCAGGGUAAGCCAACAGAGAAGAAAUGUCUUAUUGUAAUGAAGCUUAAACGAUGGGAGCGAAAGGAAUGUAAACCAAACAGCCUUCCCGUAUUACACAAAUUGCAUGUUAAAGUUGGAGAUACAGUGAAAGUCAUAUCGGGACAUGAAAAGGGUCAAAUAGGGGAGAUUACUAAGAUCUUCAAACACAACAGCAGUGUCAUUGUUAAAGACAUAAACUUGAAGACAAAGCAUGUGAAAAGUAACCAAGAGGGAGAACCCGGACAAAUAAAUAAGGUCGAAGCUCCUAUCCACAGUUCAAAUGUGAUGCUUUACUCCAAAGAAAAGGAUGUAACAAGCCGCGUAGGUCAUAAAGUUCUUGAAAAUGGUAAAAGAGUUCGCUACCUGAUAAAAACUGGAGAGAUAAUUGAUAGUGAAGAAAAUUGGAAGAAACUGAAGGAAGCUAAUAAGAAAACUGCAGAAGUUGCUGCUACCUAGUUUUACUGUAUUACUUCAUGUAUUCAGCAGUUAUGUAACUCUAUGUACUUGUAUUUUUUUGCUCAUUUUAUUUUAAGUGUAUAUUAUGUUAUUAUUUUUGUUGCCUAUGUUGAUCUCAUACACAACUUAGCAAUUGAAUUUGUUGUCUUUUUAGAGAGAAAAUGUUCUUGACUCUCUCUACCUGCUGGAGAACUGUCUCAUGCACACAAUUCAUACACUUGCUCAUUUUGUAUCAAAUGGAUGUUUAAAUUAUUUACGAGUAGAUGAAGUUUAUGUUAA